GGCAGUUAUUGUCACUGGAGCUCGAGCAUAAAAUCUUAAAUUAUCUCUACAACAUUUUUGCAGGAUGGCGAGCGUUCAGAACCCGUUCGCUGCACUGCUCCAAGAGGGCUCGUCGGCCGAUGGCGUUUCACAUAAGUUGGUUGAGGAGAUUCUGCUGUUUUCGCUGAAUAAGGAAAGUGGAGGCAAUCAAACUCUCUGCCUGGCUGACGUGGUCGUGGAUACCAGUGAGGACACGCUGUGCGAGGACCUGGUGGCGCAUGCCCUGUUUGAGCGACUAAUGCUGAGCAAUACCUCGGAAUGCCUGCUGGCUGGUGGAGGAGGAAGUGGCAGUGGCGAAGCCUGGGAGACGAACGCCAUCACUUACCUUCACGGAGCGUUUGUCAGGAGUGAGCAUAUGGAGGGCGCAAAGAAAACGGCUAGUUCCAAAAUCCAGGAACUGAUUUUGAACAAUGCCAGUACCUGCAUGCGGCAGCCGGACCUGUUUGCCCCCCAGUCGUUCGCCACCCAAUGGUUGGAGCUGUUUGAGCAGGCGAGCGAGCAUGAUGCCAGCACCCAGGAGUUUCUGGUGCGGGUGGCCUGCAAGGUGGUUGAGGAAGAUGAGCCGCUCGAAGCUCUCGGAGCACUCAAAGCUAUAUUUUAUCCAUUGCUCACGGAACUGCAGAAGCUCGUUGCCAAGGACAACUUGAUAACGAUCAAGAAGAACGUCUUCUGGAUUCUGGGCUUCUUUGUGAAGGACAAGCGGGCAGCUGUCCUGGGAGAGCUCUUGAUUGACUACACUACACCCAAUCCCAAGGCAAAAGGCGGCGAGUACAUGGACACACUCCUGGGUCACCUGCUGUGCAUAUCGAUCUUGCCAAAGACCCAGACUGGCAAAUACGAGUUCUUCCAGCAGUUUUCUCUCAAUCAAACGGACCCUGCCCUCUGGGGUCUGCUGUCGCAUCAUCAGCAAUCGACUUUUCAGCUCUUCAAGCAGCUGCUCGUCCUGUCGCCCGAAACCAAGAGGAAGACGCUGCAGUGGAUCGCGAAUUGUUUGGACGCGAAUGUGUCGCGUGGACAUCUCUGGAGCAGCAUGAACUUGAACCUCGAGCAGACAAUGUACAGCACGGCGAGCGAUGCUUUCAUGACCAGCCUGUGUGCGGUUCUCAUCCGCCUAUGUUCACCCCUGUGUGUGCCCUCGCUGAAGGUGCUGCUGGUGGAUCCCACCUACUGCGCUGUGGCCGACAAGGACCGACAGGCGAAGGGUGUGAGCCUGCUGAAGGCCCAUGAUGAGACCUGUCUGCUGCCCACCGUCGAGGGCGAAGAGCGAGUGACGGCGGAGAAAUAUAACUUUGUCACGGAGAUCUUUUACAUGACCCAUAAAUGCUUCGAGCUGGCGAAUCGUCCCUGCAUUGAGCGCCUCGGUCGUGUGAUGCGCGAGCUGCAGAACACCCAGACGGCCUACGAGGAUGUCCUUCGCAGUGAUCCCAACAACGAUCUGACCAAGAAUCUUUUCCGCAUGCUGAUGGAGCAAAUGCAGCAGGUGCUCUCCAUAAGGAACACCAUUUCCGAGCCCACAAACGACAAGGAAAUGCUGAAGUUCUUGGAGGCAUCGGCCAUUUGGCUAACAGAGGUGGCCCUCUUGCCGCGCGAGAGCUAUGAGCAGGCGCUGGACAAGCGAGACUUUGCCCCACAGAUCCAUCGGAAUCUGGAACUGCUCUCGGACACUCCACCCUUUGUGGCACCCUACAUGCAGUCAGUGCCGGAGAGUAUCAUUGAUAAUAUUUCGGCCUACUUGAAUUUCUGCAGGCGAUUGAAUGGCGAUCAGUUUAUACACAUCUAUUACUCCGCCCACGACGCCUUCUUCAAAAUGAUUCUGGUCUUCAUGGGCAGCUCUGGCCUCGUAAAAAACCCACAUUUGCGGGCCAAAUUGGCAGAGGCCCUCGAGUUCCUGCUGCCAACGCAGAUCAUGAACAGCAAUCGGCAGACCUUCGUCACGCAUGUCUUUGACAACCAUCCGGAUCGGCUGAAGGUGGUCCGGAGUCUGCUGAAUGUUUUUGUCAGCAUCGAGAUGACCGGCCAGUCGGUGCAGUUCGAGCAAAAGUUCAACUAUCGCCGACCCAUGUAUGCCAUCAUGGAAUUUCUCUGGACGAAACAGGAGCAUGUGCAGUGCUUCCGCGAUCUAGCCAUCGAGGCGGAGGAGAAUAUGGAGGCCAUUGAGCCGCCGAUAUUCUUGCGCUUCAUCAAUUUGCUCAUCAAUGAUGCCAUCUUUCUGUUGGACGAGUCGCUGUCGAACCUGGAGCAAAUCAAGCAGCUGCAGCAGGCCCAGGAUAAUGGUGAGUGGAACAGUCUCUCGCAAAACGAACGCCAGCAACAGGUCACCAAUCUGCACCACCUGGGCAUGCUUGCACGCUUCGACAACAUAUUGGGACGGGACACCAUCAACCUGCUGAAGCUCCUCACCACGGAGAUCAAGAGUAUAUUCUGCCACAACAGUAUGGUAGACCGCAUUGCGGCCAUGCUGAACUACUUUCUGUUGCAUUUGGUUGGACCGCGCAAGGAGCGCUUCAAGGUAAAGGACAAGAAGGAGUUCGACUUUGAGCCGGCCCAAACGGUGCUGGAAAUCUCGCACAUCUACAUCAAUCUAAGCACCGACGACAGCUUCUGUCUGGCAGUCUCCCAGGACGGUCGCUCCUACAGCGACCAGCUCUUUGGCUUCGCCGAGAACAUUCUCAUAAGGAUCGGCGGGGGCCAGUUGAUCGGCGACAUGUCCGAGUUUGCGGCCAAGGUCAAGAAAAUGGGUGAUCAGUACAAGGAGGAGCAAGAGUUGCUGGCCGAUGCCCCAGAAGAGUACUUGGAUCCGAUUAUAUCCAGCCUGAUGACCGAUCCCGUCAUUCUGCCGAGCUCCAAGGUCACCGUCGACCGUUCCACCAUCGCCCGCCACUUGCUGAGCGAUCAGACAGAUCCCUUCAACCGUGAGCCCCUCACCAUGGACAAGGUCAAGUCCAAUGAGGCCCUCAAGCUGGAGAUCGACCAAUGGAUCGAGGGCAAGCGUAGUGCGGCACGCUCCAAGAGCUGAGCGAAUACUAUCUAUAUAAUUGUGCAGGCACAACCAAAGAGUGCGCUCGCUCCAGGGGGAAAAGGGGACAGGAGAGGUCAGGACAGGACAGGAUCGGGCUAUAGUCAAUUUUACAUAUAUUUUCCAUUAGGAUAAUUCCAUUUUGCUCAUACAUUCUUUGUGUAUGUAAAUCUGUGUACAGUUAGAGUUCUUGAAAUUGUAUUCUUAUUCGCUCUAAUUUUAUUUACUCUGUUUCGGUUGCAUAAAUGUUUCUAUAAUCCCAA
Drosophila persimilis is the source of this 3318-nucleotide messenger RNA. It is a transcript of the gene Ube4A, whose product is annotated as ubiquitin conjugation factor E4 A. Gene Ontology annotation, molecular function: ubiquitin-ubiquitin ligase activity. The coding region runs from base 65 to 3055 and encodes 996 amino acids. The record is from RefSeq and is a predicted model, not a curated record. The transcript has 3 exons. NCBI's taxonomy places the organism in Eukaryota, Metazoa, Arthropoda, Insecta, Diptera, Drosophilidae. Gene Ontology annotation, biological process: protein polyubiquitination. Gene Ontology annotation, cellular component: ubiquitin ligase complex; cytoplasm; nucleus.